UCCUGAUUUCUCUUCAUCUGCUACAGUUUCAUUCUUUCCAUUCACACAAAGUAAAACCAUUUCUCAGGAACAGGUUUUUAGUGUUGGAUGUGAAGAUGGGACACACCUUGCUCUCUCUACUGGGUUUUUUCUUGCUGAAUUCACUGAACCGUGGACAAGCUCAAGAUGCUGUGCUGACCAUUGAGCCAAAGUGGACCACCUUUUUUACCGGGGAGUCUGUUACCUUCAAGUGUGACAUUACAGGAGAAAAAGACAGAGACUGGUCUUACGCAAUCUACAGGGAUGGUGGAGAAUUUCUCCCUUACUACAAACAUGAGAACUAUAAAUUACAACCUCUAUAUACUGGCGACAGUGGUGAAUACCAGUGUUAUUUUAAUCACAUGGGCUCAACAAAGAAAAGCAAUAAGGUCUUUCUAACUGUAUCAGAGAGACCUCAGCCUGUCCUCACUGUGUCUCCAUCAUGGCUGAGUCCUGGAGCCUCAGUAACUCUGAACUGCAGGGUUGAUCAUCCUUCUGCUGGCUGGAGGUUCUACUGGUAUAAGGCUGCUCCCAGACUGUCAGACAGCUCCUACAGCUAUGAGCUGCUAGCUGGCAGCGCCAGUGGGACUGAACAGGAUCUCUAUAUCGUUGAUGGACAGACACACACAGCAGGAUAUGUGUGCAGAGCAGGAAGAGGAGAUCCAGUGUUUUACAGUCUGCAUAGCAGUGCUGCGUUCCUCUGGUCUGGAGAUAUUAACUCAGCAGCGUCUCUCACAGUGAGUCCUGAGAGUGUGCAGCACUUCACCCAAACGUCUGUGUCACUGAGCUGUGACGGAAACUCCACUGAGUGGAGAGUGAUGAGGUUCUCGAAAUUUGGCUUCCUUCUUGACUGUUCUAUCUGGGGGACAAUGACUGGAUCCACAUGCAAAAUGACCAGAGACUGGAUUAGUGGAGUGUACUGGUGUGAGUCUGAAACCGGACAGUUCAGUAAUGCAGUCAACAUCAGUACACAGUAUGGUGAUCUGAUGCUGGUGAGCCCUGUCCGUCCGGUGGCUGAGGGACGUUCUGUCACUCUUAGCUGCGAGUUCAAGACAGAACCCGUUUAUAAUGUGGAUUUCUAUAAGAAUGACAAACUCAUCCAGAACGAUACCAGAAGAGAGAUGACCAUCCCUGCAGUGUCAAAGUCAGAUGAAGGCUUUUAUAAAUGUAAACGGAGAGAUUCAGUAUAUGGUAGCACGUCACAGAGCUGGUUGUCAGUAAAAUCAGCGUCUCAGCCUGGAAAAGACUCUCAAUUUCCCAUCCUGCUGAUCGUUGGACUGCUUUGUGGAGUUUUACUGAUCAUCUUUCUGCUGCUGUUCCUGUAUUUAUACAGAAAGUCAAAAGGUUCAUGCCAUAUCAGCUCUCAGAGGACCAAUCAGAGCCCUGCUACAGACCACAUGAUCAACCAGGAUGAAAAUCACCUUAGAGAAUGUGCUUCUGUACUCCAGGAUAAUACGGUUCUCUAUGAAACAAUCAAAGGCCCCGAGGAACCUGCAAAUGAUGAAUCCACAGAUGUCACAUAUUCUGUGGUCGAGCUCAAAAAGAUUUCUAAGAAGGGGAAGAAAGAGGAACCGGAGGAUUGUGUUUACUCAUGUGUGCAGAAGGCAUCAGCUGCAGCCGGGAAGUCAAGUCGCGCUCCAGCGGAGGAAACUGUUUAUUCUGAAGUCAAACCAGGAACAGCUGUUAGUAAAAAUGCAGCGUAACAACAUAUCAAACAACGACAUCUGAAAUGACAAGAAGAAGAAAAAACAACAUGAAAAACCAAAGCUUUGUUUAUUAAACCUUCUGUGCAGCUUUGCUCUUCAUUUAUCAGACGGUGUUUUUGUACAGUUAAUGUUAAAGCAAAACAUUUAGCAUCAUAAGGCUUUAAUGUUGUGUAUUUAAAAAAGAAAGCGCUUCUUUUUUGCAUCAAUAAACUUUAUUUACUUAA
Messenger RNA from Eleginops maclovinus (Patagonian blennie), 1948 nucleotides. RefSeq names its product Fc receptor-like protein 4. Gene Ontology annotation, molecular function: transmembrane signaling receptor activity. Gene Ontology annotation, cellular component: plasma membrane. Bases 96 to 1721 code for a protein of 541 amino acids. Lineage: Eukaryota; Metazoa; Chordata; Actinopteri; Perciformes; Eleginopidae. Gene Ontology annotation, biological process: cell surface receptor signaling pathway. The transcript is spliced from 14 exons. The record is from RefSeq and is a predicted model, not a curated record.